Molecule: messenger RNA, 936 nt
Organism: Sus scrofa (pig)
Lineage: Eukaryota; Metazoa; Chordata; Mammalia; Artiodactyla; Suidae
Product: olfactory receptor 6B1
Biological process (GO): G protein-coupled receptor signaling pathway
Cellular component (GO): membrane
Molecular function (GO): G protein-coupled receptor activity; olfactory receptor activity
Source: RefSeq, a predicted model, not a curated record
AUGGAAGUAGAAAACCAAACUCGAGUCACCAUGUUCAUUCUGGUGGGUUUCCCGGGGCCCUGGGGUAUGCGUGUAGCAGUGUUCCUUUUGUUCUUUGGAGCCUAUAUUCUGACAGUGGCUGAAAACAUGAUCAUCAUUCUGUCAGUUCAGUGGAGUCGGCCCUUGCACAAGCCUAUGUACUUCUUCCUGGCCAACCUGUCCUUUCUGGAGACCUGGUACAUCUCUGUGACUGUACCCAAAUUGCUGUUCAGUUUCUGGUCCAUGAGAAACAGCAUCUCCUUCACUCACUGUAUGAUACAACUUUACUUCUUCAUUGCACUCAUGUGCACAGAAUGUGUGCUUCUUGCUGCCAUGGCCUAUGACCGUUAUGUGGCCAUCUGCCUCCCACUCCACUAUACCACAUCUAUGAGCCAUGGGAUCUGCUUCCGCCUGGUUCUUGGUUCCUGGAUCAUUGGCUUUGGAAUCUCCUUGGCUAAGAUCUACUUCAUUUCUCAGCUCAGCUUCUGUGGCCCCAAUGUGAUCAAUCAUUUCUUCUGUGACAUCUCUCCAGUACUUAACCUCUCCUGCAAGGACAUGUCCAUAGCUGAGUUGGUGGACUUUGUUCUGGCAUUGAUCAUCUUCCUCUUCCCCCUUUCAAUCACUGUCCUAUCCUAUGGAUGCAUUCUGGCCACCAUUCUACGCAUGCCCACAGGGAAGAAGAAGGCAUUUUCUACUUGUGCCUCCCACCUUGUGGUUGUCACCAUCUUCUAUUCAGCUACCAUAUUCAUGUAUGCCCGGCCCCGAGCCAUACAUACCUUCAACAUGAACAAAGUAAUUUCUAUCUUCUAUGCCAUUGUCACACCAGCUCUCAACCCUUUCAUUUAUUGCCUAAGGAACCGAGAGGUCAAAGAGGCUCUGAAGAAACUGGCCUGUUGCCAGUCCAUUCACUCUGACUAG